AUGGCUCGACGAUGGGUUUGCGUCAUGGAUUGUAACUGCACCGAGUUGCUGAAGAGAGGUGUGGCUGCUGAGGAUGCUACAAGUUCUGCAACAUUAAAUUCAUCCAUGAUGAUGAUGUUUACUUCUUCUCUUCCGACAUUUUCAUCCUUCUUUUCUGACUUUCAAUCCAACAAGGCUUCGUCUUUGGGAGGAGAUCACUCAGCUCCGAUGAUGCAAUCUUUACUUCCCGACACCUCUCAUACUAGUUUACUGUACACUACUUUUAUUCGAUCAUUUUCAUCAUGUACUCAUCAAGUGAUGGUGAUGGAAAGCGAAAAUACAUGUAUUACUUUUUUGCCAAUUUUAGAUAUUGAAGAACCGAACGCAACUGUGAACAAUAGCACAGUGAGAUCACUUCAACAUACUCCUCCCUCGAUGGCCAUGUUGUUAAUGGUUGCUGAUGUUCAAAAAAGCGAAGACGACGAAAAUAAUGAUGAACAUUUGGAUAGCGAAGAAAAUAGAGAUGAGUUCAAACAAUCGAAGAAAAAGAAGAAAAAUAGAACAAAUACUAUUUACCAACACUUUUGCAACGAAACAUUUUUGAAGGCGUUAGAGUCAGUAAUUUAUUUAUUUAUUAGCAAGACUACUUUGUCAUCAAUCACAAACAAGCAACCAUCAGACAAAGUGGCAAAGAAAAUACCUCAAGUGAAAAUUAUUUUGAAUUCGUUGACUGACAUCAUUACAUAUUUAUUACAAUCAUCCUCUCCUUACACUCCAUCAUUUAAGAAAACCUAUGAAACUGACGAAGAUUCAAGAUCAAUGGUGAGCUCCUUUCUACAACAACCAUUUGAACAAUUAUGUUUACGCCCUGGCAGAAAAACCUUAAAGUUUCCUGAUAUCAAGGAGGUAGAAAUUCUCUUGGUUAAAUGCAUGAAUUACCUCCUUACUCAAUUCAAGAAUACGUUAUUGUGCUCUGCCAUUUAUGUGAAUGCUGGUUUGUUCUUUUGUGGAGCUGAAUGGCACAAGUAUCUCAACCAACAACAAUUGACAGCUCUUUCUAUUUAUUUGAAUUCAUUAUCUCAUUCAGAAAAUGAUGCUACUAUUCGUGACAUUCCUCUCGUGUUACGCGAAAAUGUCAACACAAGAUUUUUAUGCAUCAAAUUAAUCGAUAAUAUUCACUACUGUGCAAUAGUAACUGGAGAUUUAAAGGGUUAUGAUAUUGUAACUGCUAUUCAAAGCAAGAGUGAGGAUUGGUCUAGAUCAAUAAUUCGAUUAUCAGGCGUCUUGACAAGAUCCUUUCUCUCAUUCGUACAAGAGCUUGAUGAAAAGAAUGAAAUCACGUCAGAUGCUCAAAAGUUGGCUAAAAUUAAGGCCUUGCUUUUCAUGAGUAAUUCAACAGGAUCUUCUCCUUACUUUAUCUAUGAAAAUUUUGUUAACAGCGAUACAAGUCCCUUAACCUAUGAAAGAAUAGAACAUUCACUCAGGGAAUUCUACAUUAAUUCCAUGAUGACCGUUUUUGAUGUGUUUCACCCACAACAACAAGGUGAAGAAUUUAAUUUGGACAUCAACGAAACGUACGUGAUCACCAAGCAACUUGCUAUUUUUGCAUUCAAGAAAAAUCAUAGCCUGUUGUAUUGUGUGUUUGAUAGCACCUGUCCACGACAUGAAUGCUCCAUAAUGACAAGAGAAAUCAUGCAGCUCAUUUCUAAAAAGAAUAUUCAGUAA
Molecule: messenger RNA, 1704 nt
Organism: Naegleria lovaniensis
Lineage: Eukaryota; Heterolobosea; Eutetramitea; Acrasida; Naegleriidae
Exons: 1
Coding region: 1-1704 (567 amino acids)
Source: RefSeq, a predicted model, not a curated record